GUGGACAUCACAGUGACCGACACCAGCAGCCAGCAAGUCGUUUGCGACGUUAAAGAGCUCAUGUUGGGGAUAUUGAUGCAGGUCCAUCCUCCGGGACCAGGCUUUGGAAUCUUCAAUGGGAACCUCUUGUCAAGGAUGAAAAUAAGGCAGAGCAAGAGCCUGCCACAUACAAAUAUGUGCUGGUCCUUCAUGACGAUGAAAGCUUUGCCACAACAGUGAGUACAACCCUAAAGACCACUCUGGGUUGUACAGUUGACAUAAUGAACCAACAUGCCCUGUCUGAAAGUGAAGAUAACAGUAAGAUUCUGAUUGACACAACGCAAACCCAUGAAGAUUUCGAUCACAUCAUUGUUCUGUAUGAUUCUGCAAAGCAAGAGCAAAAUGAUGAUUCAGGAGGUCGUCACGUUGAUCAAGUUGUAAGGUCUUUUAAAUGUCUUGUCACAUUUAAGCACUUUUCACAACUUGCUCUCCCCCCAACGCUUUGGAUAUUUACAUGUGGAUCAUCAUCGGUCCAGGAGCAGGACAUCGUGAGCCCGUUCAUGGCAGGUACAUCGUCUCUGUGCUUAUCCAUAUCACAAGAAUACCCACAGUUCGUGGUUAAGGCAGUUGACCUGGCACUACACCAAAACAUUGCCGAUGCAGCUGCGCAAGUUUUGUUCGUAUUGCAGGCAAAUCCUAGGGAGAAUGAAAUUGCAGUUCGCAUGGUUAGCUCCCCGGGCGAUAAGCAAGUCAACCUAUACGCGCGGAGACUGAGCGCGAUGAAACCUGACCAGAUUCUCACGAAAUGUCCUCCUAGCGAGUCAUGGGUAUUUGACUCCAAACAAAGGCAAACUGGGAAGAAACUCUACAAAUCACAAUCCAGCCAAAGCGCACCAAAGAGAAAUGAAGCUACAGUUAAGCUUGUGGCCUUUGCUGUGUGCCCCUUUGCAGACAUAUUGGGAAAGCACGAUGGACGCGCCCACGACAUCCACCUCAUCUGUGGCACUGUACAUCACCCACCCACAGAAAUGAUGGUACAGGAAGGAGCAAGAGUGAUGGGAGUCGUCAUGGGCUGCAUCAGUCCUCAAAUGAACAUACAGAUGAGAAACCUAGUGCCCAUACCGGGUACCCUGUCUUGGGGAGAUGCAGUUGCAAUAGUCAAAUACUUCUUGCCAGCAUUUCCCUUCUUCCAGAAGAUUCAGACAGUAUGCAAAGAAGAUACAGUGGUUGUUUUCCUGGCUGAUGAGGGCAACAAAGAGUCACUGGCGUAUGCCUCCCUGGCACUACACCAAAAGGCCAAGGUCUGUGUUGUUGCAGAUACAGUUCACAAUGCAAACAUCGAACAUAUUGUCUGCACAACAGGAUCCCACCCACCUACAUCCUCAGCAUUGAUCACUACGUACGACAAGGUUGACCAAGACAUACCAGACAAACAUGCAGGUGUGGUGUUCUUACCUAAAGGAGAUAAGGCAGGAGAUGUCCUCCAACAAGCUACGAGGAAGUUGCGAGCCUAUGGAGUUUUAGUCAAUUUGGGUGGCUCGACAAUCCUGAUGGACCAAGUUCCUAAAAGCAUCAAAUACAUCACUGUCGAUCCUCUGGAUGGUUGCCAAGGAGAAUCAUCACUUUUUUGUAUGGUGGACAACAUCCAACAGCUUCUAUCAGACAAUACACUGUCCUCGCUCACACCAUCUCUGAAAACUAACAUGGAACUAUCCUCUCUGUCCCACAUAUUGCACCAACAACAGAAAGGAUUCCAGAUACCCGAAAUAGUAACCAUCGAUGGCAGGGAAGUACAGUUGGGCCUAGACAUCAAACAGAACCAGUUUAAAGCUGGCAACAAAGCUACAUACGUUGUCACAGGAGGUCUGAAGGGCUUUGGUCUCGUCCUACUGGAAUGGCUGGCUAACUCUGGGGCAAGCCAUCUGGUUGUCCUCGCAAGAAGUGAACCGAAUGAAGAAGCCAGAAUAAAGCUGGAAGAACUGUCUACAAGGUGUGUUGAUGUCAAGGUGAUGAAAGUGGAUGUUACCGACAAGAACGCUGUGGAAGAAGCGCUGACUUGGGUGCGUGAUACAAUGCCACCAAUAGAGGGGACCUUUCAUUGUGCAGCAGUAUAUGCAGACAAAUUGAUUGAUCAGACUACACAAGAGGACUGGGAAAGAGUCAUGCUUCCAAAGGCUGUUGGUGCCAUAAUCUUGCACGAGGUCACCAAAAAGCUACACAUCAGGCUUAAACACUUUGUCCUCAUCUCCUCAGUCGUUGCUCUGUUUGGUAACACAGGACAGGUCGGCUACUGUGCAGCUAACAGCACUCUGAUGGCACUGGGGGAAGCGAGACGGCAAGAAGGGCUGCCUGCAACAGUCGCCAGUUUUGGAGUUAUCAAUACCGUUGGAUUUGCUGAGAGAUCCGGUCUUGUCAAAUUGUGGGAGAGAAUGGGUGUACAAAGCAUGUCACCACAUGACGCAUUGGAAAUCCUUGGGUGCAUGAUUGAAAAUGAGUAUCCCCAUUUUGGGAUCACCGCCACCUUUGAUAUUCGAAAAUAUUGCAGUGCUCAUAAGUCGAUGGUACUGCAACACCUUCAGGCGGCUGACAACUGCUUUUCUCGAUUCACAACAUUGGUACCAAAUGACGUGUUCAGUGGUUCGGUGUCCCUUUCGGACAAAGUUCUUGCUUCAACUAAAGACAAAGGCCUUCUGAUCAUACAGGAAGAGCUGAUAACCCACUUAUGCCAACAGCUUGGUAUUGAAGACCCGACUGAAAUCACCGUCGAUACAAGUCCAGUAUCACUCGGGCUGGACUCUCUGUUGUCGGUGGACAUGAGUAACGACAUAGCAGACAGGUUUGAGGUGACAGUUACAUCCGUGGAACUCCUGAGUGACAAAAUGACCGUCAAGAUGCUCAGUGAAUCCAUCCAUGACAAGAUGGUCAACCAAGCUGGUAAACAGGGAACAGGUUCCCUCAUCCCAGAGGUAUCCGCUGAAGGAAACUCUUGGCUUCAUUUCUUUGGUAAACUCCAAGACCCUAUUCUUACUCUGGUCUGCUUCCCUGCUAAUGGUGGAGGUCCAUCCCUCUUUCAUCAGUGGGGAGAACAUUUUGCCAAAAACAACAUCGAGGUUGUAGCCGCCACUCUGCCGGGCUGGGAAAGCAGAGAAAAGGAAUCUCCUAUCAGUAGUCUACAGCAAUUAGUUGAGGUACUUGGGAGUCACAUAAUGGAGACGCUGAUGCAUGACAAAAGGAUGGCAUUUUAUGGUCACAGCAUGGGAGCACUCAUAGCAUUUGAGGUCGCACAUUUGCUCCACAGUAAAGGCAGUACAUGCCCUUCCCAUCUAUUUGUUGGGGGAUGGUAUGCUCCAUCUCUACCCUAUCCACAUCCGCUAGAACUGAGGGUAUCACCCACCUUGUUUGAUCCCUUAACUGGAGCACAACAGAUGAUGGAAGAGGCUAAAACAUUCUCCUUCCUACCAGAAUCUGUCGUUAAGAACCCUGUCCACCUGCGACGUCUGUUGCCAUGUAUCCAGUCAGGGAUAACAAUCUGCAAGUCUUACAUCUACGAGCACAAUGAAUCACUACCAUGCAAUGUCAUUGCAUUCGGCGGCCAGGAUGACCCAUUUGUCUCCCCAGAUCUUCUUGACAACUGGGAGCUUGUUGCAUCCGAUUCACCAGCCUCAAGACCAGCUUUCAGGAAGUACAUUGUGCAGGGUGGGCAUUUUUUCAUCACAACGUCAAGACAAGAGAUUCUCAACAAACUAACGACUGUCCUGCAAGAAGACAAUGUAAUCAUUCAACCAUCAGACCAAAAUCAAAGAUAUACAUCCAGCGUUGUUCACACAGAAACGAAGCCGUCCUCAGCAAUGGUUUCCAGUGCUCUGUCUCCCGUGAAAUCUACAACAAUCAUUCACAAGGCAGCUGCAUAUUUUCGGUACCAAAUAAAACAUCCCGAAUUCAACGCCAAAAAUCUGUACGUCAUGUUUCGUACGCAGAACAUCCCCGUUGAUAUCGACAGCUGGCGAUCCGUCUUUGCUCAACUGAUGGAGCGCCAUGAGACACUGAGGUCAACCUAUCACGUGUCAAGUGAGGUGCAACACCCAACUGGGGCUGAGGCAAGGUACUACAACAAAAUUGAAGGUGCCACAGACAUCGAAGUACUGACUGGAUAUCAACCAAAGGAGGCUGAAGAAGUGGUGUACCAGAGAACCAAAGUGCCAUUCCAACUUGACAAGGAGUACCCAACAAGGUGCAUUGUUGCUCCCACUGGAAAUCGGAGUGCCGUGAUCGGACUUGUCGUACAUCACAUCUCAACAGACACAACUGGCUUCAACAUACUGUUCAAGGAAUUUGGGGAAAUCAUGCGGGCACACUUCAAGAAGAAAACACUUCAGAAGCCGAUGACAACCCUCACGUACUGUGAUUUCAUACAGUUCUACUACAACUACCUUCGACAGAACCAGAAGGAGCUACAAGAUUUCUGGAGAACAGCCCUGCCUCUUCAUGUUCCAUCCAUCAACCUCCCAUUUGCCAAGCCGAGACCGACAAUCCUCCAUACAGACGUUGGCUCCAUACAGGUUGAUCUUUCCAAGGAACAUGUUCGCAGCCUUAUGGAAUAUGCAAAGACUGUUGGCACCACAGUGUACAGCAUCAUUGCGACCACCUAUCAACUUUUGCUACACAUGUACACAAACCACGAUGAUAUUGUGAUCGGAUGCCCAUUCGACAUGAGAAUGUUAGCUCCGCAGUUCUCCAACGUCCAUGGCCUCUUCCAGCACUCUCUGCCAUUGUGUACCUCCUUCAAGAAUAAGGAACAAUCCUACCAGCAAACGGUUCAAAUGUCAUCCCGCAAGCUGCAAGAAUGCAAGAAAUACGGGAUGUAUCCCUUAGAGGAGAUCAUGAAAUUGGUGUCGUAUGAGAAACAUCCAACGAUGGAUCCCAUCAUGCAACAUAAAGUUAUUCAGAAUGACCAAACUGGACUAAACAAAAUGUUCAAUGGCUCCACCGGCAAAAGGAUAACCUUACUAAGAAAGGGCUAUCAUGGCUCUACCAAUGACUUCGUGCUCCACCUGUUCCAAGACACCAACACAAAAUCUCUCAGCUGUAGCAUCAGAUAUUCAAAGUCCUUGUUUGAUGAAGAGGUAGCACAGUGCGUGGUGGAUGACUUUGUCACUUUGCUUUCCACGUGCCUGAAGAACCCAGCAUGGAGUAUUUCAAAAAUCCUCCAUGCCUUGGAAAUGACAGCCUUAAAGUACAAGCCUGAUGAGGUUCAUUGCAAGAACAAUGAUCAGCUCGAAGAACUUGAGACCAUUCAUGGGUGUUUCCGUCUCCAAGCAACACGGAACCCUGCAGCUCGCGCAGUCUCCUUCAAUGGAGCUGAUGUCUCGUACCGAACCCUCGAUAAACAGUCAGAUCAUCUAGCCUCCGUACUGAGUGACAUGAAGUCAUUCCUGAACAGCAAAGAUGAUUUGGUAGCCAUUUACCUGACAGAAAACCAGUACGUGGCACAGGUGCUUCUGGGCACCUGGAAGGCUGGUCUUACCGUGUGUCCCUUGCCUUUGGAUUUGACAAAAGACACCGUUUCUGGAUUGACUACAACAUGCCAUAUAGUGGCAAUUGUCACCGAUCAGGUAACUACUGUAGCGAAGCUGUUUCCAACACGGCUGCGUAAGUGCAUACUCGACGUUGAGAAUAUCUGGGAUGAUGCAAGGGACAACCUUUCAACACCAUGGCCACCUUGUCAAUUCCAAGUUUCCAAGUAUGCCUUUGUGAUGACAACUGUCAGCAAACCUGCAAGACUCGUCAGAGGCACCCAUGCCGGAUUGUUCAACCGACUCAAGACAACAUGGCAAGAGUUUCCAUACCAGGUCAAUGAGAAUUGCUGUCUCAAAUCUCCUCUUGGUGGCCGAGUAGAUGCUCUGCUAGAACUCUUUGCCCCUCUUUUACAGGGAGUACCAGUGGUCAUCAUCCCAACGGCUCUUCUCUUUUGCCCUGUUGAACUGUUGGAAUUUAUCUCUAAGUACAAGAUAACAAGGCUUCAUGGUGUACAUAAAAAAUUCUGGAACGCUCUACUUCAGGAGCUAAGAAGCACUCCAAGAGGGAAUAAAUGGAAUAAGCUGUCACUCAAGUACAUAUUCACCGACGCAUGCAGCACCAAAUCAAGUACAUUGAGUGAGAUGUCACGGGCAUUUCCACGUGCAACUAUCGUCAGCACGUACAGCACCCUAGAAGUGUACUCUGGUGGGUUGAUCGUCAGUGCAACUGAGUCAACCGUUUUCAACGAGGGCCCGAUUACAAUGAAACCAAUGAACAAUACCAAGAUCAGCGUGCUUGGAGACGAUGACAACGGACAAGGAACGCUCUGUGUUUCUGUCCCUGAACUGUCAGACAAUCUGCAGGAACUCUCAACAUUGAUCAUCGUCAAAGAUGGCAUCCCCUACUACAUAACUGAAAUGCAAGUGUCUUUGACACGAUCAGGAAUGAUUACACUAGUGAAAGAAUGUGAAAAUGGCGACAGUAAGGAGGGCUCAGCAACAUCAGACAGCCUUGACUCCCCCAAGCAACUGACCCAAAACUCCAGUCCAGAUGAGCCACGAGCACUUAACUAUGGCGUCCUGCAGAUGCUCCGGAAAGGUACUAUGGUGAAGAAGAUGACCUCCACAGGAUGGGCCCACAAGAAGCAUCUCCAGUUGGUGGUGGAGAAUGACUCGACGGCAAACCUUCUGUGGGGCUCGAACAACAAAACCAGACAGCUUUCAGUCUCAAGCAUCUCCGAUAUCCAGAGUUCCGCAGUUGGAGGAAAACCCAGUCUCCAUUUAAUAACUGAGAAACGUGACUUCACAUUCAUCUUCAACUCCAAGGAGGGCAUGGAGAGCUGGAGGCAGACCUUGUGGACUCUCGUUAACACAGCGUUAGAUGAAGAUUCAGAGAGCGAAGACACAUACCUUUAAUGGUUAUACCAAUAUUGUAUUGUUCACACUUGGCAGAAACAAUGUUGUAGUCAGCAAUGUUGUAGCGUGCAUGCAUUUCGUGGCAUAUACUAGCACUAGCAACACUUUAAUGGAAUUUAAUGCUUUAUCUAGGUAAUAGGAUAUAUAAUGUUAGUAAUAAGAUUGCUCCUGACCAACAGAACAUAAUCAACGUGGUCUAUACUAUGUUUAUCUUUGCCUCCGUGAAGAGAGGUAUUGUUUUCGGUGUCACUGUUUGUUUGUUAUUUGUUUUUAACAUUUUAAACUGGAAAUUCUUUUGGAUAAUGUACUCAAGGUACUGAUAUUAAUGCAUACAUCAUGGCAUAUGGUAUAUAACCUAUAAUAAUCAGUAUCCUAGCAACCGAUUACUGUUUCACAUUUAACAUGAAAGAAUUACUGAAAGGAAAUACCAAAGGUGUACAAUAUUACGAUUUUGUGUUAAGAACUACAUAUGUAUCCUUGACUUUAUAUGGGUUUAUAAGGUACUACAUGUAGUAUGUGUGUCCAUGUUUUAGAUAUUUAUAAUGGUAUCGAACUGUGCUGAAGCCACCUUCGUGUGGCUUUGCUAUUCUCUUGAGCACCACAUUUAUCUGAAAGGUAUGAGAAACAUUUACAAGAUUUUAAUCCUUGGUGUAUACGAUAUCAAAGAUAAGAAAAUCAACAUGUAGAGCCAGCACAGCCUACGAAGUGUAUCUUGUACAUGUCCACUAAUAUUUCAAAAUCGCUAUACUAUACAUAUCUUGUACUGGGAUAAAGCGUGUGCCGUUAUUAAGCAAGGACGAUACUUCAAGUGAACGUGAACAUGUAAGAACGUGCUAUCUCCAAACAAUGGUGCAUAUGUCUUACUGGAAAUUUUCAGCUCAAACUUUCUUUUGAAAUACUAGUAGUUUUUCAAGAAAUGUAUUUACCCGUAGCAUGUCAUAUUAUAUAAUCGUAUUCGUAUAGGAAAUUGUGUAAUGUUACAUUCAAUCUACAUUUUCUUGUAUACUACAGUAUACAACGUUUUUUUCUUUUACAAUUAUAUCUACGUUUCCGCCCUCAUAAAAAUAUCUUAAUCAAGCCACAUUUCAGUAUAGUCAUUGUGAACAGUCGUAUUUUUACAUUUGAGUUACAUUAACUGGCAAAUUUGUUGAAGCCUACUUUUUUCUAGAAUAUCAUGCAUGUAGCCAUUUUCCCUUAUCUGCCCAAUGUACUAUCAUGAGACUAUUUGUAUGAAAUGGUGAUGGGAUUAAUAUGUUUUUCUUUCAAUAAAUGAGUACGU
Molecule: messenger RNA, 8190 nt
Organism: Branchiostoma belcheri (Belcher's lancelet)
Lineage: Eukaryota; Metazoa; Chordata; Leptocardii; Amphioxiformes; Branchiostomatidae
Product: putative inactive phenolphthiocerol synthesis polyketide synthase type I Pks15
Exons: 3
Coding region: 261-6911 (2216 amino acids)
Biological process (GO): fatty acid biosynthetic process
Molecular function (GO): fatty acid synthase activity; 3-oxoacyl-[acyl-carrier-protein] synthase activity; phosphopantetheine binding
Source: RefSeq, a predicted model, not a curated record